Penicillium roqueforti is the source of this 384-nucleotide messenger RNA. RefSeq lists its product as uncharacterized. The transcript has 2 exons. Bases 1 to 384 code for a protein of 127 amino acids. The record is from RefSeq and is a predicted model, not a curated record. Lineage: Eukaryota; Fungi; Ascomycota; Eurotiomycetes; Eurotiales; Aspergillaceae.
AUGUCUGAUCAAAAAAGAUCACAGGUGAUUAUUGAAAACCUUAUUGGGGAUGGCCUAAAUGGCUUUCGCAACAGAUUCAAGUCAAUCUGUGGAGACGAUGUCGAUCAGCUUACACAGGAGGUUAUGCAAUCUCUCGCGGUCGCCCUCGUGUCAGCCCUUGAGGGUCUUCCCGCUGCUGGUCUUCAGCUGUCCAAGUCGGGAGGAACUCUUCAACGGGGUCUGCUUCAACUUAUCCUAUCGGGUCAUUUCGACCUUGAUCGAAUCAAACCACUUUUCAAAGCAUCUCUUGUGGAGACCUCAACAGAUGAAGAGAUAUGGAAUCUUGUGGACGUGGCCGUAACGGAAUCUACGCCGCCCCCUCGAGCGAUUGCCUCCUCCCUCUAA